Molecule: messenger RNA, 1827 nt
Organism: Aedes albopictus (Asian tiger mosquito)
Lineage: Eukaryota; Metazoa; Arthropoda; Insecta; Diptera; Culicidae
Product: monocarboxylate transporter 12-B
Exons: 5
Coding region: 304-1785 (493 amino acids)
Biological process (GO): transmembrane transport
Cellular component (GO): membrane
Molecular function (GO): monocarboxylic acid transmembrane transporter activity
Source: RefSeq, a predicted model, not a curated record
UACCACCUGCGUCGCUUAUCAAACGCGGCUGGGCAGAUAGAAACACACGCUCUGAAAACAACACCUAAUCACGGUUUGUCAUCAACGUGCAUUGCGCUGGCGUCUACCGAGUAUUGGCUGUUUACCUAUCGUUAAGCUCACUAACCUAGACCAUGUUAUACGGAUCCAGCGCGAGAAAGCCCUUCGCAUGAUAAAAAUUCCUACUAUGCAUAGAUUGGGAGAGAUUGCCACCGUCGUUCAUCAGUUGAUUCGGUCAGUUUAGUUUCUUGCGAGCGGUUGACGGUUCCGGUUCUAAACAUCUUGAUGGCAGUUCAGUACAAGAAAGUAGCCCCCGAAGGGGGAUGGGGCAUGCUGGUCGGCAUAGGGAUGGCCACAAUGUUCACGGUGUCCUUGGGCUCGUUGCCUUCGUUUGGGCUGAUGUAUGGAGAUUUUCUGACGGACCUCGGCGAGGAGACUAGUGCGAUUGCGUUGAUUACGAGUUGCUUCUUCAGUGCGUUGAGUUUUGCUGGAUUGUUCACAAAUACCUUGAUGAAAAAGACAUCCUGUCGAACUGUUGGAUUGAUCGGUGCUGCUUUAUAUGUGAUCGGAAGCUUUAUGACUAUUUUUGUGCGGUCUACCAAUGAGCUGCUGGUAUCGUUCAGUAUAUUUCAAGGAGCCGGUUUUGGACUGAUGAUUCCCGUAUCGUACACGACAUUCAAUGCGUACUUCGUCCAGAAGCGGGUAGUUAUGAUGAGCGUGUCGCAGACAUUGAUUGGUCUCGGUACCAUGAUUUAUCCAAUAUUCAUUCAAAAGACAAUGGAGGCAUAUGGUUUUCGAGGAUGUAUGGCAGUAUUGGCCGCUGUCAACAGCAAUACCCUAGUUGCAAUGUUGGUGAUGCAUCCGGUUGAAUGGCAUAUGAAAAAAUUGCAGCUCACCGAAGAAGAGCUACAAAUGACUACACCAUCGAACGAAGAACCAGCAGGAAACGUCGUUUCGAAAAUCAUUAAAGGAUUAGAUCGAUCCCGACGAGCAUCUUCCAUCCCAGGCCUGGGCAACUGGUCCGGUCCGGUAGUAGUGAGUGAUACCACCGAGAGAGACAAGAAACCCGCCACGAAGUGGCAAGUGUUGGUCGAUUUUUUGGACCUAACGCUCCUGAAGGAUCCCAUUUACGUUAACAUCGUUCUGGGCAUAUCGUUCGCUCUCUACUCGGAUCUGGCGUUCUUCACCCUGCAGCCGAUGUAUUUGUUCAUGAUAGGAUUUGGCAAACCGGAUGUUUCCCUAAUCAUUGCCAUCGGAGCCGGAGCGGAUCUGCUAUCGCGUGUAUUCCUGGCCAUUUCCAGCACAUGUUUGAACAUUAAGGCUCGCUACGUCUAUCUGGCCGGGGCGCUGUUCACCAUCCUGGCACGUUUCGCGUUUUUAUUCGUUUACGAUUUUUAUGGGAUGGCUACCAUAACGGCCAUAAUGGGAUUCCUUCGAACUUGGAUACACGUCCCACUGCCGUUGGUGUUUUCCGAGUAUUUGCCCACGGAAAGAUUUCCUUCCGGCUACGGGUUAUUUAUGUUUCUGCAGGGAAAUAUCACUUUUGCCGUGGGGCCGAUUGUGGGCUACAUCCGUGACGUGACCGGAAGCUACUCGAUCUCGUUCCACUGUCUCACGCUGUUCAUGGCACUGUGUGUGUUUCCGUGGCUGUUCGAGAUCGUCUACCUGAGACUGAAGGUGAAAGCGCUGAAGGAAGCUGAUUUGCAACAGCAUAAAGUCGCCAUACCGAUUAAACUGGAAACGAUAGAGGCAGGCGAUAAAAGUUAAGCUUGUCUCAAAUAAAAGAAAGGCUAAGCUGACUGCUGGUAU